Molecule: messenger RNA, 1628 nt
Organism: Juglans microcarpa x Juglans regia
Lineage: Eukaryota; Viridiplantae; Streptophyta; Magnoliopsida; Fagales; Juglandaceae
Product: protein BPS1, chloroplastic-like
Exons: 2
Coding region: 341-1381 (346 amino acids)
Source: RefSeq, a predicted model, not a curated record
UCAAGGAAGCAAAGAGAAGCGUAAUAGUCGCCGCCUCUGAAAUUUUCUUGCAAGAUAUUUGAGAUCGUUCCGCGUUUUAUAUCAGGUUCGAGCCAUAUAAACCUUCUCUCUCUCUCUUUCUUUCUUUCAUGUUUUGGUAAUUUUUCUUUCUAUUUUUCUAUUUUUCUCUCCAAUCUCCGAAUAAGAAGUACCCGAAAAGUAGUCGAUUACUUCUUUUUGGGUAAAUCACCUAUGACUUAGAUCUUGAUCUGAUUUUUAACAAUCGGAGGAUAAUUUCGGCUUCAUAUUGCUCUAAUCAGUGGUCUGAUUCAAAGAUCUGACGGUUAGUUAAAUCAUCGACAUGAGCCGUCCACAAGAACCACACCAGCCUUUCUUCCAUUUUGGGAAUCCUUUCCGAAGGUUAUCACCGAAGGGUUCUCAUCUGUCUCGAAAGCUUCUUUCACUGUUGAACAAUUUUGAGGAAACAUUGGCAGGGAGGCUGGAAAAGCUAAAUCCAGAUGACAAGGAAGAAAUCCUUAGCUUGUCAUGGAUGAAAUCCGCAAUGGAGUCGCUUUGUGAAACUCAUAAUGACAUUAAAAAACUCAUAACCGACCUUGAUCUCCCUGUUUCUGAUUGGGAUGAGAAAUGGAUAGAUGUGUACUUGGACAUCAGUGUGAACUUGCUUGAUAUAUGCAUUGCAUUUAGCUCUGAGCUAUCCCGGCUGAACCAGGGAAACCUCUUGCUUCAGUGCGUGCUGCACAAUUUGGAACCCACCUGUUCAAAACCCUUUAUCCGUGCCCGUUCUUCCCUUGAUAGCUGGAGUCGUCAUAUCAGUUCAAAGAACCCCAGAGUUGAAAACUGUUGCACCAUUUUGGACAAGCUUGUGGAGUCAAUUGAUCUUCCCAAGGUUAAGAAUUCAGCCAAGGGGAAGGUUUUGAUGAGUGCUAUGUAUGGAGUUAAGGUGCAGACGAUAUUUGUCUGUAGUGUCUUUGCAGCCGCCUUCUCAGGUUCUCCGCAAAAGUUGAUAGAUUUGGCUGUUGCUGACAAAUAUGUAUGGGCACAAGUGUUUACCUGUCUGCAGACUAGCAUUAAUGUGGAAAUUAGAAACAUGUUUUUGGGUGGAAGAUUUACAGUUUUGAAGGAGCUUGAAGCGGUUGAUACAAGUGUCAAGAAAUUGCAUCCCAUGAUCCAAGAUGGGGAUGACCCCGUUGAAGCAGAAGCAUUCCAGAGUUCUGUUUCAGAUUUGGCAAUGAGAGGGGAGAAACUUUCACUAGGACUAGAUCUACUUACAAAGGAAGUGGAUAGCUUUUUCCAAAUAGUUUUAACUGGGCGUGAUGCUCUGCUUUCUAACUUAAGAUUAACUGUUACUGACUCUGACACAAAGCUUGGGGCAAUGUAUUAGAACGAGUUCUGAGUCGAUGAAGUUGGAACUAAACCCUUUACGGCAUUCAGAUGGGCUUAGGUGUGGGGUUUUCUGUUUUCUUAUUACUGAUGAUAGUAUACCAUCUUGUUUUGCAGCUUUUUGGUCUUUGUAUUAAGUAUGGUGUGAGUUACAAGGUAUGUUGUAUUACAGUACUGCAGAUCUGUAAAUGUAUGAUGUACUGCCUAAUAUCAUCAUCAUUAUUAUAUAAAAGGCUGGUAUUGUUUGG